Menidia menidia (Atlantic silverside) is the source of this 3792-nucleotide messenger RNA. The record is from the annotation of a GenBank genome assembly. NCBI's taxonomy places the organism in Eukaryota, Metazoa, Chordata, Actinopteri, Atheriniformes, Atherinopsidae.
ACGCCACGGGCUCACGCCGGGCUCGCUUUACGGGAGAGGGAAGAGAGUUUUCUUCCUCUGGGACGCUGCACCUGCGCCACGACUCCCCGCCCUCCGCCGCACCGCCCGCCGCCCCGUUUCCUCGUCGUCAUCGCCUGUGAGUCCAUCCUGUUCGAGUCGUCGACAGAGACUCCAGCGGCCGCCGUACUUGUCGGAAACCUGAACGCGUCUCGGCGUCUUUCUGCGCGCGAGCGCUUCCUCGUGUAAAAUGCGGAGGAGCGAGCAACCUUUCGAACACUGAAAAGCCCCUCCACCUCUGCCGGGUGGAAAUGCAGGACAAAAACGGCAAAGCGGCGGCGGGGGGGAGUCCCGCCGGGGGAAGCGCAGGCGCCGCGGCUCAGAAUUCACUGCAUACUAAUGGGCACUCCAUCACUCAAAAUGGCCACUACCCGGCAGUCACACAAACCCCAGAGCCACAGACUGAAUCCCGGGCCCCGAGUCCCGUCCCAGCUCCAGCAGCCAUCGUCCCGAGGGAGCAGUGGGGCGGAAAGCACGAGUUCCUCCUCUCAUGCAUCGGAUACUGCGUAGGACUGGGGAACGUGUGGAGGUUCCCGUACCUCUGCUAUCGCAAUGGAGGAGGUGUGUUUCUCAUCCCGUACUUCAUUAUGCUCAUUGUUACGGGCGUUCCACUUUUCCUCAUGGAGCUGAGUUUAGGCCAGUAUGGUGCAGCUGGUCCGAUUACAGUGUGGAAAUGUUGCCCUUUACUCAAAGGUAUUGGAAUUGGGAUGCUGUGUGUGUCCACACUGGUGUGUCUCUACUAUAAUGUCAUCAUAGCGUGGACAUUCUACUACCUGGGCAGCUCGUUUCAGAGCCCGCUUCCCUGGUCAUGUGAUGCUAUCGCCAAUGCUGCUAUUUGUGGUAAUGGCACCAUCGGAAAUAAUUCUCGGAGCCCCUCAGAGAUUUUCUGGAAUGAGAACGUGCUGGGUGUAGUACACAGUGAGGGCCUCCAUGACCCGGGCCCCGUGCGCUGGCCCCUGGCCCUCUGCCUCCUGGCGGCCUGGAUCAUCAUCUUCCUGUGCAUGCUGAAGGGCAUCCGCAGCUCUGGGAAGGUGGUCUAUGUGACCGCCACAUUCCCGUACUUGGUCCUCAUCGUAUUGAUCAUCAGAGGGGCCACGCUGGAGGGCUCUCUUGACGGGGUUCGUUUCUACCUCACACCAGACUGGGGCCGGUUAGCUAACGCUCAGGUGUGGAAUGACGCAGCCUCGCAGAUCUUCUACUCCUUAGGUAUAGGAGUUGGAGGUCUGCUUUCUAUGGCCUCUUACAAUAAGUUUGACAAUAAUGUCAUCAGGGACACGAUAAUCAUCACCAUAGGAAACUGCAGCACCAGCUUCUUUGCAGGAUUUGCCAUUUUCUCAAUUCUGGGUCACAUGGCAUGGAGGAAGAAAGUGCCUGUUGGAGAGGUGGCUGAUUCAGGUCCGGGGUUGGCCUUUGUUGCCUACCCAGAGGCCCUUGCUCUACUUCCAGGCUCAGUUUUCUGGUCCAUUCUGUUCUUUCUCAUGCUCUUUAUGCUGGGGAUUGAUACACUGUUUGGCAACAUGGAGGGAAUCACCACAGCCGUACUGGAUGAGUUCCCACAUCUCAGGGGGAACACGCUGCACAAGUCCUUGUUCUUAGGCGCUCUUUGCUUCUGCUUCUACCUGAUGGGGCUCCUGUUAGUGACAAAUGGAGGGAUUUACUGGUUCACUCUCAUAGACUCCUUCAGCACUAGUUUUGGCCUCAUCAUCAUCACCUUGUUCAUGUGCAUUGGCAUCUCCUUCUUCUAUGGUGUCAACCAGUUUUGUCAGGACAUUGUUGACAUGAUCUGCCACUGCCCUCCCUGGUGCAGCAAAGUGCUGCUUUACUUCAAAGCAUGCUGGGUUUUCUGCACUCCAUUUCUUCUGCUUUUCAUUCUGACCUACAUCUUUAUUGAGAUGUACAACACUCCGCUCCACUACGGCUCUUAUGUGUAUCCACGGUGGGGGAAAGCUUUGGGCGUCUGCAUGGGUGCGACCUGUUGUCUGCAGAUCUUCAUCUGGGCCAUUGUGGCCAUCAGCAGGGAAACUGGAACACUGAAAGACCGUUUCCGGAAGUCAAUUCGACCCCUGAAUUCCUGGAGGGUGAACAACUUGAACAGCACCGGGAGAGCUGAAGAGCGCUUGGAGCCUGAGAGGGUAGAGGCUCCGUUCACUGUUACACUCACCGACAUGGACUUUACUGCAAUGACGUGGGAGUUGGGAAGCCAGGCAUAAAGGAGCAGCAAUGAGCUCACAACAAUGAGCAGACUCUGUUGUUAAGAGACAGAGACAUUUAGAAUUUUGUUACCCACCCCAGCGAGGCUCUGGUGGCUUUGCCGGAUCAGAUUGCAUCCUGCAGGGCAGUGUGGAAUACCAGCUUUAUUUAUACUAUUGUGGAUGGAGAAAACUUGUUUUUUAUAUAUUUUAUUUUGUCUAGAAGAUAUCAUAUAAUUAAGUUUCACAGACACCACCCAAACUCAGCAGAUGGACCCCAGAGGUAUAUAAAUGAAGGACUUAAUAAAAAGUACGGUUAUACUCCAACCCGCAGAAGGACCAGGAGAAGUGAGCACACAUCAUUAAAGAUGUGUGCAGAUGACUGAUCAGCACAAUCAACAGCAAUUUUUAUUCCGUCUUAUUGUUUUUUUUUGUUUUUUUUAUGAAUGACUGCUACAAAAAAUUUUGGGUAGUAAAAAGAAAAAAGGUUUACUAUUCCAAGGUACCGUCCUCAUGUUUUUAGCAAAUUUUUCUGAUGCCUAAUCUGAUCAUCUUCAUACAGCUUCUUGAAGAAAAAUCUGCCAGUUAUUCAAUUCUAUUGAAAAUAUAACAAUGUUGACAUCGUAACAAAGUAUUUCCUGUAAGGAAAACUUUUUAAAUGAUUGCUAAUUUUUAGGACAAAUUGUUUAUUUGUCUCUUUAUUUGUAGUUUUUUACAGUUAUGUGCUGGGACCAUACGCAAAGUUUCUAUUUUGUUUUGCUGUAUAUAAGCUCUUCUAAAGUCGCGGUUAUGUCACGACUACUAUCUGGUGAAGCACAUGUAGUUUAAAAAACAGAAAUAGAAAUUUGCUCUAUUCCUCUAAGGAUAACAACUUGUAUUUUUUUGUUGAUGCAAAUGUUACUCAGAUGUUAGAUUGCUCACUCAGCCAAACAGCUCUAUAUAAAAUAAUAUACUGGACCUUUAUGCCAAUGUUGUUGUGUUUUUUUCCCUGCAAAAUCCAUGCGGAUCCAUCCAGACAUAAAAACAUGUUUCUUUAAAAAAAAACUACAUACUACAAACUUCAAUGCAUGUGGAAUGAAUGUGGUGUAAACAUGGCUCAUAAAUCACACUAGUGGCCCUUUUUUACAUUGCCUUAAUGCCUUAGGAUCAUGUUUGAUGUAGCUGCUGAAAAAUAAUGUUAAACAUGACAAUCAUCUACAGACGAAUGUAGAAUUAAGAUGCUGACAGUUUUAAAAAUAGUCCAUGGGCCACUUCCUGCUUUAAUGUCCUAUUUUGCUCUUGUAUGCCUGCAAAGAAAAAGCAAAACAUUUUGAUUAUUUAAACUGUAUUAAUUCGAGGUUACUUUAAAAAUGUUUACAUUUUUUGGUUUGAGGAAUUUCAUAAUUUCAUUUUAGCUUCACCCAUAUGAUUAACAAAUGGUUGAGAUUUCAGCCUCUCUGCUGUUUGGGUUUUUACACCUGUGAAAUGAUUGCAAGAUAAUGAUUGGAAACAGAAUAAUUUCACAUCCCUCGUAAAACAGAAAUUGUGAAAUUAACUGACGAAUAAA